This is a messenger RNA of Didymodactylos carnosus, 636 nucleotides long. Lineage: Eukaryota; Metazoa; Rotifera; Eurotatoria; Philodinida; Philodinidae. The record is from the annotation of a GenBank genome assembly.
AUGACUGUAGCUAUUACAGCAUUGAGUUUAGUAACAGAAAGAUGUGAAGGUACACAAGAUCGUAUAUGGGUUACGGGUGUGAAAUCCAGUGAAAUUAUAUUUAGUCAGAUGAUUGUACAUUCCGUUGUUCUUAUUAUUCAAAUAUCAAUUGUUUUAUUCACAGCAUUACAUGUGUAUAAAAUUCCAUGCAUGGGAAAUUUAAUCUAUGUUGCACUUCUGUGUUUUGCACAAGGUUUUUGUGGUAUGACAUUUGGUCUAGUUGUAUCAUCAAUAUUCGUCACCGAGAUAAAUGCUCAUCAAGUAACAAUAUCAACAUUUUAUCCUGUAUUAUUACUUUGCGGAAUUUUGUGGCCACUUGAAGGUCAACCAUUGGGAAUGAGAAAAAUCACGACAUGGUUACCAAUGACAAAACCUGUUGACGCAAUGAGAGGAAUUUUAUUAAAAGGUAUAAUAUGUCUAACGAGGGAAGGUCCCCAGGUGUUUCCAUGGGAUUUCAAAGCAAUAUACUUCACUUUGCUAAUUUAAGGAUGCUGAUUACGAAUCUGAAAACCAUUCGUGCUCUCGUUCAAUCCUUCAAGAGUUAUAAGCAUUUUAUUUUAAUAGUAGCGAAAAGUACCAUAUUUUGAAAAAAUCACA